Molecule: messenger RNA, 897 nt
Organism: Peronospora matthiolae
Lineage: Eukaryota; Oomycota; Peronosporomycetes; Peronosporales; Peronosporaceae
Source: the annotation of a GenBank genome assembly
AUGGACAAUGAUGCUAUGCUCCAGAGCGAAGAAAUCGAUGUUUUGCAGUCAAUUUUUGAGGACGAGAUCGAGCUCAAGCGUGACUUGGAUCGACCUGGCGUGACGAGAUCGUUUACAAUCUCUGUACUUGGCCCACACUCCAUUGUCCUCUUGGUUCAUUUGCCACAAGGAUAUCCAUCUACAGACGCUCCGGUCGCUGAAGUGUACGAGUCAUUUGGACUCACGAGUGCUCAACGACAUGAGAUCUUGACAAGUCUGGCAGCUAUCUUCGAGCGAUCGAGCGGUCAAGCCUGUCUCUACGAAUGGAUCGAAGAUGUAAGGGAGAAAUAUGUCACUGCUGACCGAAUGGUCACUAAUGGCGGCAGGGAGGAGGAGGUGACAGCUCCAACCAAUUCGGAUGCUGUGAUGCAUGUUGAAGCUGACUUGCAAAAGACGUUGCGUCCUUGUGUUCGGACUGCACACUUGGUUCGAGACGUGGAGCGCGAAGCGAUGCUUGCACCCUUAAUUGUGCACGGUACACCGAUCGUUGAUCGCAAAAGUACCUUCAUCGCACACGCAUGUCCUGUCAAGUGCGUCGAAGGUGUGCGCUCGUUUGUUGCUCUGCUGCUGGACGAUCGCAAGAUUGAACGGGCGAUUCAUAACAUGCUGGCGUAUCGCAUAAUCGGUGACUUUGUAGUCAAGGAUAACGAUGAGGAUGGCGAGCAUGGGGCUGGAAACAAGCUUUCGAGCCUUCUAGAGCUGCUGAAUGCCGAGAACGUGGCUGUCGUGGUGACGCGAUGGUAUGGUGGUACCAAGCUUGGUCCUGACCGCUUCAAGCACAUUAACACUUGCGCGCGGCUGGUACUGGAAGAACACGGCUAUCUGAGCGAUCGCGGUACCAAGAAGAAAUGCAAGUAG